GCGUUCUAGUUUGUCGCGUCGCUAGAAGAUGCGGUUUAACCUAAAAACGAAAACUUUAUAUCUACCAACCACUUUAAUAUAAUACAAUCAAACAAGCCAUUAUUUUAGGUAAUGGAAAUGUAACUACAUAACAGGAGUAAAGUGAGGAUUUCGGCAAGCGUUGACUGUUUGAGGAAGUGAGGUGAAGAACUACAAACGUCAACCCUCUGUGUGUGUGUGUGAUGGUGUUUCACAACACAAUGAAUCUCCCAUCUGGCUUAUUUUUAACAGCAACAGUUCGGUUUUAAUUCCAGGUUAUACGGUUUCACUUUGUUUCUGAACUAACAACAUUACUGUAAAUACAUAUAGCUUGUGAAAGAGUCGUAAUAUUUAUCGUGAGUGUACUGCGAAGUGUUGUCACGAGUUGCAGGGGAUGAUGGGAGCGCGUGGCGCGUUUGCUCGGCCGAUUAAGAGACUGUUUGAUCGGCUUAGUUUGACUCAAACCCGCUUGUGCUCAUCGUAUGGGCCCGGUGCUGAUGAUUGUCCUGAAGUUCGUCUGAAUCCACUUGAUGGUGAAGACAACGGUAUAGUGGAGGUGAUGAUGUGUCGUGAGAGAGCACGGAACUCUCUGGGCCGUGUGUUUGUGGGUCAGAUGAGAGAGUUGGUUUCAUCGUUACAGCAUGACACAGCAGUUCGUGUGGUGGUCUUUAGAAGUUUGGUCCCCGGAGUGUUUUGUGCAGGGGCUGAUCUUAAGGAGAGAGCGCAGAUGAGUAACCCUGAGGCAGAGCUUUUUGUGCAUGGCCUACGAUCAUUAAUGAAUGACAUCGCUGUGCUGCCCAUGCCAACCAUUGCAGCGGUGGAUGGUGUUGCUCUGGGGGGCGGUUUAGAGUUGGCACUAGCAUGUGACCUUCGCACAACGGCUCACUCUGCGCAGAUGGGCCUGAUUGAAACAACACGAGGAUUACUUCCAGGCGCUGGAGGCAGUCAGAGGUUGCCCAGGACUGUCGGCUUUGCUAUGGCAAAGGAGCUGAUUUUUACAGGCCGGCGUUUGGGGGGUGAGCAGGCUCUGGAGCUGGGACUGGUCAACCGCUCCGUGCCACAGAACCAGACAGGAGACGCGGCUCAUAAAGAGGCGCUUAGUCUAGCACGAGAGAUCCUGCCUCAGGCCCCGAUUGCCGUUCGGAUGGCUAAAGUAGCCAUGAAUCGAGGCGCUGAGGUGGACAUCUCUUCGGGAAUGGCUAUUGAGGGAAUGUGUUAUGCCAGGCUCAUUCCAACAAGGGACAGACAAGAGGGCAUGGCUGCGUUUAUAGAGAAGAGGUCUCCAAGAUAUAUCGGCGAGUGAAUGCACUAGUAUAGUACUUGCAUCUCUUAAAUGUUUUAACCUGUUUGACAUGUUUCAAGCCAGCACAUUCUGUACCGUGACGUCAACAAAAUAUUGGGUAUCAUUUUCCUCUGAAUUUGGAGCUUUAGUUGUAGUGGUGUCAUAAAAGCAACUGCCUAAAAUAAGUAAAUUGUUAUUCACAUUUCGUGUUACAAGAACGUUUUUUGUCUUGCGUUUCUGAAUGAGAAAUCAC
Xyrauchen texanus (razorback sucker) is the source of this 1553-nucleotide messenger RNA. RefSeq names its product enoyl CoA hydratase domain containing 2 (gene echdc2). Lineage: Eukaryota; Metazoa; Chordata; Actinopteri; Cypriniformes; Catostomidae. Gene Ontology annotation, cellular component: mitochondrion. Bases 413 to 1321 code for a protein of 302 amino acids. Gene Ontology annotation, molecular function: enoyl-CoA hydratase activity. Gene Ontology annotation, biological process: fatty acid beta-oxidation. The transcript has 9 exons. The record is from RefSeq and is a predicted model, not a curated record.